Pungitius pungitius (ninespine stickleback) is the source of this 1900-nucleotide messenger RNA. It is a transcript of the gene mei4, whose product is annotated as meiosis-specific, MEI4 homolog (S. cerevisiae). Gene Ontology annotation, cellular component: lateral element. Gene Ontology annotation, biological process: meiotic DNA double-strand break formation; spermatogenesis; homologous chromosome pairing at meiosis. The record is from RefSeq and is a predicted model, not a curated record. The coding region runs from base 299 to 1513 and encodes 404 amino acids. The transcript has 5 exons. Lineage: Eukaryota; Metazoa; Chordata; Actinopteri; Perciformes; Gasterosteidae.
GGUGUGAUGGGUGAUACUGCAGGUGUCCUGGAUAUUUUAAGAAAAAAUAAGGAAAUCAACAAGUACAACUCGCUGGAAAUUGUACUUGAGUAAGAAAUGACGUCCCUCCACUUCUUGCUGUAAGAGAAACUUCCGCAGCACGCCAUCUGCCGCCAUCUUUAUUCUUUGACGAAAGUGUCACAGAAUUACACGGGUCACAGGUUUGGGUGCUACACCUGUACAGUAAAGCUAGGCUAGCAGCGGUUCCUCACUACUGGGGUUUUUUAAUUGGACGUCGAGGACAGACUGGCGCAGAGCAAUGGAAAGAAAUGACUGCCACUUAAAAGCCGUGGCCCCCGCCCGCCCCCCCGCCCGAGCGGGUCGAGACGAGUGGUUCUUCACCAGAGCCAAAGUGGCGCUGGCCCUGGCCGUCAUAAAGGACCGGCCCCCGGGGGCCAGCGGCCGAGCGCACGCCGAGGACUUGUCCCGCAGGUUGAGGGCCCGCGAUGGCAGCUGGCAGCAGGUGGCCCGCGGGCUGCAGCAGGAGGUGCUGAGGCUGCAGCAGGAGCUCCUGCUGUCCAGAGUGACGCCGCGCCCCCAGAGCGGCCCCCGCACACCAGACCUUCCAGGUGGCGACGACGCUUCCCAGGACCUGUUCUCUCUGGGGGGGGAAUCUCAUGGCCGCGACUCAGAGACUCCUGACCUCCUCCCGCCUGCCUCGGCCCCUCCUCGGCCCCCGCUUCCCUCCGGCCUUCCCCUCACUCCUCGGGGGGAACCCUCCCCUCCUCACGCGCGCUUCCUCCAGUCGCUGUGCGCCCUGCAGCGCGUCGACCACGGCGCCCGAGGCCUGGAGUCGCUGUGGUUCGGGCCGGGGGGGGCCUGGAGCUCCGUGCUGCCAGACUCCGUGUGCCAGCUCCUGGACUCGGUGAUGGCGGCGUGCAGGGCCCCCCCCCUGCUAGGGCUGGGCGGCGGGGUCCUGCCGGCCUGCCGGGUGGCGGCCCGAGCGACGGACCUCUUCUGCUCCCAGAGGGGGCCGCCCCCGGAGUUCAGGCGGCGGGUGGAGGAGUCGCUGACGGAGCUGACGGCGCUGCUGCUGCACAGCAGUCAGCUCAGCGGGCUGGGCUACGCAGAGAAGCUGAUGGAGUGUCUGGUCGCUCUGGGAGGCAGCAACAUGUCCAAGUCCUUCGUCAUUCGCCACCUCCUCUCUCUACUCGACUCGCUGGCCAAUCAGCUCUGGCAGCUCUUCCAGGGGGAGGUGGGCUCGGCGCCGGACAGGUUCCCUGUGGAUCAGUACCAGAACUCGUGCUACCUGUUCUGGGUCCUGGAGGAGCUGCUGCAGAGCUGUGACGGACCCUGCAGGGUGGAGGUGUGCUCGGAGCUGACGGAGCAGCGGAUCUUCCUCCUCUCGCAAGAGUUCCCCUUGUUUAGCAUCUGCUGGUGGAGGCUGAGAUGCCUCCUCACCUCCUCUGAGCGCAGCGGGUCAGGACCACACCAGAACCUAGAAGGUGACCCGACGAGGACCAAAUAUCUAUAGAAACCGACACGGCUCUUAAAAGUUGUUUGCUUCAUUCCAGCAUUAAAUAUUUCUCUAAUUGAUGGAUGAAAACUUGGGUUCUUCUUCACUGCAACAUAGUUCCAUUCCUUCAGUUGACCUUAAAGUGCUUUUAAUUGAUUACACAGAUGAUACUUUAAUUAAACAGAAGAUAUCACAAAGUAUUGUAUAGAUAUAUUGUUCACUGUAUUAAAGUAAGUUAUGUAAUAACCAUUCAUUCAUUAUAAGAUUCCAAUUGCCUCAGAUAAUCAAAUGAAAGGAGCUGAACACAUCAUACGGAAACUGGACUGAACCUCCGAAAGUGACCCGUUAGCUAGCGCUGCUUACUGCUAGUUGGCAGAGUUAGUUAGCUGGUUAACUGACGGUUAG